UUCGAUGGCGUGUCGUGAUCGGAGGCGGCGAACGAUGUGUUGGCCACAUAUCGAGGAGGCGCAGCAGAUGUUGGGCGUUACUCGAAAGCGACGACAGUGUUUCCUGAGCUAAACGCGAUGGCGGACAGGGGUGAGAAGCUGCGAUCCUCGACGGAGUCGCGACGCUCCUUGGAGAACGCGAGGAAAGAGUUGAUCGGGAUCCUCGGUGAACUGGACAAAAUCGGACUGGCAAACCGAGCCAAGUUCCAUUUGCGAGCUUACACUCGCCUGCGGCAGGCGAAGUUUUUCUUUAAAAAAAAGCACGCUUUUUUCGCCGUGGUUUUUACUAUCCUGUUUCUUCGUCACGCUAAGGAUGGGUUGCUGCCGACGCGACGUGACAAGUGCAUCAUCGAUAUGCCCUCCUCGGUUCACCAGAUAUUCAGACCGCCACAGGAUUGCUCGAUGUGUUUGGGGAUUCAACAGGUUGAUAAAGUAACCAAAAUCGAUCCGGCUCUCUUCGAACUUCGCUACGCUUAUUCCGGCCGACCGGUUGUCGUUACCGAUGCAACGACGAACUGGACAGCGCCCAAGGUGUUUUCAUUCGACUUCUUCAAGUCGCUGUACGAAGGACAGGAAGCAGACUGUCAGUUUUUUCCGUACAAAACCGAGUUCAAAAAUCUCCAAGAAGUGUUCAACAUGAGCGCCAGUCGGGCCCGUCAAUUGGCUGGAACAAAGCCAUGGUACAUCGGAUGGAGUAACUGUGACGAGGAGAUCGGAGCAACGUUGAGGGAACAUUACGAGAUUCCUUACUUUUUACCGGAUACUGCCGAGAGUGAAAAAACUGAUUGGAUCUUCAUGGGGAGUUCCGGAUACGGGGCUCACAUGCACGUCGACGACGUCGAACAUCCUUCUUGGCAGGCUCAGCUCAAAGGGGAAAAACUCUGGAUACUCGAACCACCGAGGGAGUGUCACUACACCUGUAGCCGAAUGACGGUCACCGUUGAACCCGGAGAAAUAAUUGUUUUGGACACGAAUCGAUGGUACCAUCAGACCAGGAUCGUAUCCGAAGAAGUUAGCAUCACGAUAGGCGCCGAGUACGAUUGAACAUCCUGUUAUAUUCGAUUAUCAAUAACGCAAUUGAUGUAUCUUCCAA
Diprion similis is the source of this 1132-nucleotide messenger RNA. RefSeq lists its product as uncharacterized. The coding region runs from base 118 to 1083 and encodes 321 amino acids. The record is from RefSeq and is a predicted model, not a curated record. The transcript is spliced from 6 exons. NCBI's taxonomy places the organism in Eukaryota, Metazoa, Arthropoda, Insecta, Hymenoptera, Diprionidae.